Amphimedon queenslandica is the source of this 1181-nucleotide messenger RNA. RefSeq names its product Wilms tumor protein 1-interacting protein homolog. Lineage: Eukaryota; Metazoa; Porifera; Demospongiae; Haplosclerida; Niphatidae. Gene Ontology annotation, biological process: cell-cell adhesion. The transcript has 8 exons. Bases 162 to 1130 code for a protein of 322 amino acids. The record is from RefSeq and is a predicted model, not a curated record. Gene Ontology annotation, cellular component: focal adhesion; stress fiber.
GGCUUCCCAUAUAUUUAAAUGUGUGUCUACAACUCUAUCUCAUUAUCUAGUGUUCCAGAUAUCAAGUGACUUGUUUCAUUCUCUCCCUCCCUCUAUCACUUUCUUCUCUUGUCAUCCAACCUCUGUUUAUCUUUCUCAAGCUUGCCCUCCCUCCCCUUGCUAUGACGGAAGCGGAUUUCGAACGAGAGGCGAUCAAGCUGUUCCGCCAGCUCGGGCUAACGGUGGAUGCAGAAACGCUGGACUUCUUUCAAGGGCAGAGCGUCUCGUUGAUCGACUGGAAGAGCAGCUUUAAGCCCAAACGCGUUAGAAUUCCCGAGCCAUACCCUCCUCGUGGAGGAAAACCCUGCAAUAUGUCUACCACAUCCUCCUCUUCCAGCAGUCCGCAUCAAAGAAAGCGGUUACCUCUGACUGUGGUUCGUCCUAACAGUGAUAUUGGGUCAGAGGGCAGUGUUAGUGCCAGCCCCACAGAAAGCAUAGAGAUAUACAAGGACGAAGAUCAUGAGGAUUUUGGUCCUUGUGCAAUGUGUGAUCUGCCUGUAGUGGGAGUGGAGACAGGCUGCUUUGCUUUGGAGCAGAUAUUUCACAAUACGUGCUUCAAGUGUAACAAAUGCUACAAGAUGCUCUCUGGCGGUAGCUUCUUUGUGAAGAACGGUCUGAUCUUAUGUGAGAGGGAUUACCUGCUGUCCCUUGAUAAAUGCUUUACCUGUCAGCAAGUAAUCACAGACAAGAUUAUAAGGGCGGUAGGUCGCACGUAUCAUCCUGUCUGCUUCAGAUGCAGUCAAUGUGGAAUGUGCUUGGAUGGCAUCCCGUUUGCUAAGGACUUUAACGAUAGAGUGUAUUGCGAAAAAGACUUCCACAAAAUGUUUGCUCCGAGAUGCGCUUCUUGUCAACAUCCCAUUGUACCAUUACAGGGAAACAAGAAGAGCAUAAGAAUCAUUGCAUUGAAUUCUAGUUUCCACUUGGAAUGUUAUCGCUGCUCUGAAUGUGACAUUCCAUUGAUAUCUAAUGAUGGGAGCGAUGGUCCUCCACAGUGCUAUCCUAUUGCUGAUCAUCCUUUAUGUUUAAACUGCAACAAGCUCUGGACUACCAGAGGGCAGAGAUCACUCAUUGUUAAACCUGUUGUAUCAUAGAAACUAUAACAUUUCUCAUUACUGUCAUUUUAAUAGAAAUUAAUAAUAAAA